AUGCAGUUCUCUGAAAAUCCAUCCCCAAGUUAUGCAAUGAAUGAAUGGGCUCGCCAAUCCCAUUCAAAUCCCCAUACGUACACCCCAUCCGAAUCAACAGAUGCGCCGGCCUUCGCCUCUCCUCUUGGCGCCGCCAGCUGGGGCCACGAUGGGUUCUCCCACGAUCCUGGCUUCUUAGCCUCGCAAGAAGAGCUGCGAUGUAUGCUUUUCAAUAUUGCGCACUCUGCCGCCCCAACUCGGGACCCGAGCCCGGACACGGGUGCCAAUGCAAGCGACGCGCCGCAACGCCGUGGAAGCGACCGGGCGGCGCGUCCUGUCCUGUCGAAUUUGAGGAGGAUUGAGUAUUUGAAGAAUUAUGUUGGGCAGGUUGCGCCCUGGCUUGACAUGUUUGAUUCGCAGUGUACUUUUCGGGUUCAAAUUCCUGCCUUAGCACGCUCAUUUCCUGCCCUGUUGAAUGCUAUUCUUGCCAUUUCUGCCAGGCAAAUGGAGAGGAAAGAGGGAAUUCAGGACUCGUUUGAUAGCCUCGAACUUUAUCAGGAAGCAAUCCGCCUAUUGAGUCCGUUGCUACAGAUGCGUGACCCUAAGGUUAUUGCGGCUUGUGUGUUGCUCUGCUGUCUCGAAAUGAUGUCUGCUCGCGCGCAGGAUUGGCACCGCCAUCUCGAAGGAUGCGCGGCCCUUUUUGAUUCAUUUGAGAUCAAUGGGUUCAGUAGUGGCCUUUUACAGGCUGUUUUCUGGUGCUAUGCACGAAUGGAUGUGUGCGGUGCGCUUAUCUCUGAUGGGACACAGAGCACCCUCCUCCCUCCUGGUAAAUGGCUGGCGCCUGGUUGCCAUGUAGAUGAGGCCGCGCAACAUUUUCAAGCUGCAAAAUCCCCGGAUAUGCACGCGAAUUACGCCGUUUACCUAUGUGCAAAGACGUGCGAGCUGGUGGCAGAUCGUACUCAGUUCGUUGAGCUGGGCGUGAAGAAUGACUGCUCUGGUGAAGCUCUGAAUCGCCGCUGGCUCCGACUUUGGGCUGAUCUGCAAGAUUGGAUGGAAAACAGACCAUCCGAAUUGUUACCAGUUCACACUACCACCACGAAACCGUUUCCAUACAUUCUCUUCAUGCAAUGGGCAGCGAUUUCUUCGAAUCAGCUAUAUCAUACAUCUUGCAUUUUGCUACUUAAUAUGAUGCCAAAAUCUAUCAAGUUGCAACCAGUACCCGCUAUUUCUGCGUUGUGGCACGCAAGGCGAAUUUGUGGUAUCUCUUUAGCUAACCCACAUCAAGGAUGUUUGAAUAAUGCCAUUCAGCCACUUUGGAUUGCAGGGCGUCUCUUUAGCCAUGUGUCAGAACAUGCUAUUAUCAUUGAUCUUAUUCGUCACAUUGAAGCCGAAACUGGAUGGGGUGCCUGCUGGCGUAUCAGAGAUUUGGAACUUGCCUGGGGAUAUCAAGUACCUCGUCCGGAAAGGUCCAGUGGGAGAUAUCGAAAUCCCAUAACAGGGUGA
Molecule: messenger RNA, 1482 nt
Organism: Penicillium nucicola
Lineage: Eukaryota; Fungi; Ascomycota; Eurotiomycetes; Eurotiales; Aspergillaceae
Exons: 3
Coding region: 1-1482 (493 amino acids)
Biological process (GO): positive regulation of transcription by RNA polymerase II
Cellular component (GO): nucleus
Molecular function (GO): transcription cis-regulatory region binding; DNA-binding transcription factor activity
Source: RefSeq, a predicted model, not a curated record